Messenger RNA from Mandrillus leucophaeus (drill), 1481 nucleotides. RefSeq names its product paired box 1 (gene PAX1). The transcript has 5 exons. NCBI's taxonomy places the organism in Eukaryota, Metazoa, Chordata, Mammalia, Primates, Cercopithecidae. Bases 5 to 1096 code for a protein of 363 amino acids. The record is from RefSeq and is a predicted model, not a curated record. Gene Ontology annotation, molecular function: RNA polymerase II cis-regulatory region sequence-specific DNA binding; DNA-binding transcription factor activity, RNA polymerase II-specific. Gene Ontology annotation, biological process: anatomical structure development; regulation of transcription by RNA polymerase II.
CGCUAUGGAGCAGACGUAUGGCGAGGUGAACCAGCUGGGCGGUGUGUUCGUCAACGGCCGCCCCCUGCCCAACGCCAUCCGCUUGCGCAUUGUGGAGCUGGCGCAGCUGGGCAUCAGACCCUGUGACAUCAGUAGGCAGCUCCGCGUAUCCCACGGCUGCGUGAGCAAGAUCCUGGCGCGCUACAACGAGACCGGCUCCAUUCUGCCCGGGGCCAUCGGGGGCAGCAAGCCCCGCGUCACCACUCCCAACGUGGUCAAGCACAUCCGGGACUACAAGCAGGGAGACCCUGGCAUCUUUGCCUGGGAGAUCCGCGACCGGCUGCUGGCCGACGGCGUCUGUGACAAGUACAAUGUGCCCUCGGUGAGCUCCAUCAGCCGCAUUCUGCGCAACAAGAUCGGCAGCCUGGCGCAGCCCGGACCGUACGAGGCAAGUAAGCAGCCGCCGUCGCAGCCUACGCUGCCCUACAACCACAUCUACCAGUACCCCUACCCCAGUCCCGUGUCGCCCACCGGCGCCAAGAUGGGCAGCCACCCCGGGGUCCCGGGCACGGCGGGCCACGUCAGCAUCCCGCGCUCAUGGCCCUCGGCACACUCGGUCAGCAACAUCCUGGGCAUCCGGACGUUUAUGGAGCAAACAGGGGCCCUGGCUGGGAGCGAAGGCACCACUUACUCUCCCAAGAUGGAAGACUGGGCCGGUGUGAACCGCACGGCCUUCCCCGCCACCCCCGCAGUGAAUGGGCUGGAGAAACCUGCCUUAGAGGCAGACAUUAAAUACACUCAGUCGGCCUCUACCCUCUCUGCCGUGGGCGGCUUCCUCCCCGCCUGCGCCUACCCGGCCUCCAACCAGCACGGGGUGUACAGCGCCCCGGGAGGCGGCUACCUCGCCCCGGGCCCGCCGUGGCCGCCGGCGCAAGGCCCUCCGCUGGCGCCCCCCGGGGCCGGCGUAGCUGUGCACGGCGGGGAACUCGCGGCAGCAAUGACCUUCAAGCAUCCCAACCGAGAAGUGGCUGACAGGAAGCCUCCCAGCCCCGGCAGCAAGGCCCCGGACGCCCUCAGUAGCUUACACGGACUGCCCAUCCCGGCCUCGACCUCCUAGGGGCAGCUCUCCCCGGACCCGAGCUUGGAGGGAACGGCAGGCGGACCCGGGCGCACAGGUCUGCGCAGCGGCCCCGGCAAGCUGCGCGGGCAGGACCGGAGGACAAGCGGCGGAGGCGGAGGAAGCCAGCGCCGGCCCCCGGGGUGCACGCCCAGCCAGCCCCCAGGCCCAGCCCUGCCUCUGUCCGGACCCACCACACUUCCUUUAUUGGCCUGGGUUUUUAGGCUUCUCUUAACUUUGGCUUUAGACUGUUGCACCCUCCUCACAAUCCUUGCUCUGACGUGGCCUCCCUCGCUCUGCCAGCCUCAGAUUUCUUUUUUGUCACUCUCUUGUCCGUCUCCGUCUCGCCUCUCUCCCUCUUUCCUUCCCUUCUCUUUCUUUCUCA